CGAUACCACCAUGACCAGACUCUUAAAGAAGCGAAGUGUGAGCAGUGCUGAGAUAGAGGUGCAGAGUGUAAAGGUGAACUGCAAAGUGACGUCCCGUUUCGCCCACACCGUCAUGACCACUAAAGCUCUUAAUAAGGCCAACGUCUCACAGGAAGUGUUCUUUGAGGUGGAGUUACCCAAGACAUCCUUCAUCACCAACUUCAGCAUGGAGAUUGAUGGCAAGAUGUACACAGGUGUGGUGAAGGAAAAAGAGAAGGCCCAGCAGCAGUAUCAGAGGGCUGUUUCCUCAGGCCGGACUGCUGGUUUAGUCAAGGCUUCGGGUAGAAAAAUGGAGAAGUUUUCUGUUUCAGUGAAUGUUGCAGCAAACAGCAGUGUCACGUUCAUUUUGACCCAUGAGGAACUUCUUCAGCGGCGGUUUAGCAAAUACGAGCUAAUGAUCAGAGUCAAACCCAAACAGCUGGUCCAGCACUUUGAGAUUGUGGCAGAUAUCUACGAGCCUCAGGGAAUUGCAUUUGUGGACGCCUACGGUACAUUCAUCACCAAUGAACUGCUGCCUCUAGUGGACAAAACUGUCACCGAUAAGAAGGCCCAUGUGUCUUUCUCUCCAACACUGGAUCAACAGAGGAAAUGCAUUGAGUGUGACGGUACACUCAUUGAUGGAGAUUUCUUCAUUAAGUAUGAUGUCAAUCGUCCUCAUGACAUCGGGGACAUCCAGAUUGUGAAUGGAUACUUUGUCCAUUUUUUCGCACCAGCCAAUCUUCCGCGAGUGCCAAAGAUGGUUGUUUUUGUGAUAGACAACAGUUACUCUAUGGUGGGAAAUAAAAUGGCACAGACAAAAGAAGCUUUGGGGACCAUUCUGGGUGAACUCCCUGAAGACGACUACUUUGCGAUCAUAGUCUUUUCCACCACUUUUGUUGUAUGGCGGCCAUAUUUAAGCAAAGCAACUGCGGAAAAUGUGAAAGAAGCCCAAGAAUAUGUCAAAACAAUUGAAGUUAUUGGUAGUACAGAAUUGCAUGAUGCGACAAUACAUGGUGUGGAAAUGCUGUACGCAGAACAGAGAAAUGGUACAGCGCCAAAGAAUAUGGUACUGAUGAUGCUCUUGCUGACUGAUGGACAACCAAACCAAUACCCGAGAUCUCUUCCUGAGAUCCAAGAGAGCAUUCGCAAAGCCAUUGAUGGCAACAUCACUCUAUUCGGUUUGGCCUUCGGUAAUGAUGCAGAUUAUGGAUUUUUGGAUACGUUAAGCAAGCAAAACAAUGGCAUUGUUCGCAGAAUUUAUGAGGACUCGGAUGCUCCGCUUCAGCUGAAGGGAUUUUAUGAAGAAGUGUCAAGUCCUCUAUUGUCAGAGGUGAAUUUUCACUAUCCGGACAACACCGUUAACUCAUUGACAAGAAGUCAUUUUAAACAGCUAUUCAACGGCUCUGAAAUCAUGGUUGCCGGUCGACUUAAUGACUUAAAUGACAUAAACGACUUCGACAUUGAAGUGUCUGCACAAGGGUUUGACAACAAUUUUGAGAUCAAAGGUCAGGCAAAUGCACAAAAGUGGGAUACAAUCUUUCCUGACGACGAAUACAUCUUUGGGGACUUCACCGAGCGUCUCUGGGCAUAUCUGACCAUCCAGGAGCUCUUGGAAUCGAAAGACAAGGGAACACCAGAGGAGAAAGGCAAUGCCACUGCUGAUGCUUUGAGCCUUUCAUUAAAGUACAACUUUGUUACACCUCUUACCUCCAUGGUCGUUACUAAACCAGAAGAUGAAUUCAAAAGCGACACAUUAAUUGCUGACAAGCUGACUGAAGAGGAACGUGGAAAAUUUCAGAGAUAUGGUUACUCAGCCAUGCCAGUCAGCUCACAUGCACCUACAUAUUAUGUUGAUGGAGAUCCACAUUUCAUCAUUGAGCUGCCAGAUAAGAAUGAUGCUCUGUGCUUCAACAUUGAUGACGAACCUGGUACCAUCUUCAACCUGGUUAAAGACCCGCUUACAGGUAUUGUGGUCAAUGGCCAAACCAUUGGUGAUAAGAAAGUCAUUCCAGGGGAAAAGGUAAACACCUAUUUUGGGCGCUUUGGGCUCAUUCAUGAGAAGUUUGAUAUCAGAAUGAUGGUGAGCACAAAGGAAAUCUCAGUGACCGAGAAAGGAAAACAUGCAAAACUCUUCUGGGCUGAAGCUGCCACGGUGAAAGGGCCCAACAUGGAUCUGCAGGUGAACAAAGAUCGUAGUUUAACAGUGACUUUGAGAAAUUCUGUCAAGUUUCUUAUCAUCCUGCACAAAGUCUGGAAGAAGCAUCCAUAUCAUCAAGACUAUCUUGGCUUCUACACCUUGGACAGUAACCUCUUUUCAAGCAAUGUCCAUGGCCUGCUUGGUCAGUUCUACCAUGGACUGGAAUUUCAAGUGGGUGAACCAUUUCCAGGAAAGGAUCCAAACAAAGUGGAUGCCAUCAUGUUUGUGAAAGGACAAGAGCUUGUAGUUACCAGGGGUUUGCAGAGAGAUUUCAGGCAGGAUGUGAAAAACGGAGAACAAGUGCCCUGUUGGUUCAUUCAUAAUAAUGGCACUGGACUGCUUGAUGGAGUUCUUACAGACUACAUCGUCUCUGGUCUAUUCAAGUCAAUUUAAGAACAAGUCAUCUCCAUCAAAAUAAUUAAGCCAUCCGCCUUUAAAUGCAAUUUUAAAACAUCAUUUGUGUUUGGAACUAGUAUUAUGAGAUCGCAAUCAUUCAACAUACAGCAAAACUGAAAUAAGUGACUUGUUUUUACUACACAUAUUUUUAAAAUAUAUAUACCAGCCAAGCUUCUUCGCUUUCAAUUCUCUGAGAAAGACACUGUAUGGUUUGUAUUUUAAUUAAAAAAGAAAUGUCAAACA
Molecule: messenger RNA, 2854 nt
Organism: Danio aesculapii
Lineage: Eukaryota; Metazoa; Chordata; Actinopteri; Cypriniformes; Danionidae
Gene: itih3a.1
Product: inter-alpha-trypsin inhibitor heavy chain 3a, tandem duplicate 1
Exons: 21
Coding region: 11-2608 (865 amino acids)
Biological process (GO): hyaluronan metabolic process
Molecular function (GO): serine-type endopeptidase inhibitor activity
Source: RefSeq, a predicted model, not a curated record